UGUAAUCUUGCAUAGGUUAUAUCACUUCCUUUUGCCUCUUCCUUCAACAUGUAGAAGCAAAACAGUGAAACGAAAUUUUCAAUUGCUUCUUUGCUCGCUGUGCAGCCCACUUACAAGAAUAUGCCAAACAAAGAUCAGCAAUCCUCGAUGGAAAAAGAGCAUGAUCAUAGAUUCCAGCGCACUGAACAAUGGAAGCCUGUUUAUUCUUGGCUGGAAUCACUUGACACAAUUGAGGUAAUUAAGUCCAAUGAUGUGUUAGAUUGGCUGAGUGCCAACCCAGAAAUCAGUGACAAACUGCAUUCUAAGCAUGCCCGCCACCAUUUGCUUCAUUAUAUCAAGAUAUGCCAUGCCAAAAUCUUGAAGCGAAAGGGAUUGAUAGUCAGAAAGAUUGAUCAGAGGAAGGGAUCACUUCAUUGUAAUGGCCCUAGUUUGAGCAGCAUACCUAGAGAGAGUGAGCUCUACAAAGCAAAACAAAGUGAAGCUUUGCUGAAAUAUGAGAUCUUGGUAGGUUUGGAGAAACAGCUUAUACCUCUCUUUGGAAAACACGUCAACUGAUCAUCGUAAUUUUACACACCUCAUAUUGUGAGAGAUGAAAAUCUGCACAAGAUUUUGAUGUAGUUUUUCUGGCUGAGAGAUGUUCAAAAUUAUGUAAUGUGGUAUUGCUGCUGGUAGCUGUGUAAAUUCGCUCUCUUUCUCGGCUGAGUAGUUCGUUGUCAGUGUUAAUAGGAAUCGAACAAGUUUUCAAUGAGCCUUAUUCCGUAUGUGUAUUUCUUCGUUAGUUUAUUUGCA
This is a messenger RNA of Olea europaea var. sylvestris, 789 nucleotides long. RefSeq lists its product as uncharacterized. The record is from RefSeq and is a predicted model, not a curated record. Bases 121 to 555 code for a protein of 144 amino acids. NCBI's taxonomy places the organism in Eukaryota, Viridiplantae, Streptophyta, Magnoliopsida, Lamiales, Oleaceae. The transcript is spliced from 5 exons.